AUGCGCACGUUGGACGAACAACAACAACAAAUUAGAAGAAUUAGUAUAUGUUAUACCUGAAUCGUUAAGCAAUCUUCAUUGAAAAAUGGAUAAGGAAGUGGUAGACAAGGCCCUAUUGCAGAGACUUGAAGAAUAUGGUGAUUCAGUUGUUGAAGGUGCAUCGAUUGAUAAGGUCAAGAAGAAAACAGAUAAACAAGCCAAAAGGAAUAAAAGUCAAGGCAGCUCGGACACACAUAAUGCAAACACAUUUGUUGAUACAUCAAGCAACAACUCAAGAAAGAAGAAAAAGAGGAGGAAAAAGAAUAAAGAAAAGGUUGAAGAACGAGUUGAAGAUAGAGACAAUGAAGAAGUUGGCUUUGGAAGUGACGUAGAUGAGUUUACAUGUUCAGAUGAUGAUAAAACUGGAGACAAAAUAUCAGGAUCCCAAAGGCAGUUGAAGCUGUUAUCAAAAGAGCUGGGUCUUGAGCAGUUCAAACAUGAUCUCGACAAGGAGCGAAGGAAGAAAGAGGAGGCUACACAGAAGACACAGGGCCAGGCUGGGAAGAAGAAGAAAGAGCCAGAAGUGAUUGUGUUCCAUUCCCGCAGACGAAAGGAAAAACCAGAGCCCUCUGAUCAAGAAAACACCAAAAGGGAAAGACCUAGUCGAGAGAAGAUACCCCGUAAUGAAGAAAAUCCUGAGUUUGAUCUAGAGAUGGCCCGGUUUGAGGUCCACAAAUACGGCAUUGCUGGUUUCCGUGGCAACGAGAAGGAAGUGGCAAUGACUGCAUUGCUCAUCAAACUUGGUGCCAAGCCGCCGAAGAGUGAUUACCUUAACUACAAAGAGUACCAAGAGAAACGGAAACUACAGAUGAUGGAAGAAAAACACAAGCGAGAACAGGACAGAAAGAUGGGUCUCAAAGUUGCCAAGAAAGAUGGAGGAGAAAAAAGAAAGCGGGAUCGUAACGAUAUUGGUCCACUGGAUGGGCAGGUCGGGCGAUGGAAGGCUGGAGUACAGAUUGUUCACAAAGACAAUAUUAAAGGAAUGAAGAAGUCAAAAAUAAAACAUUGAUGAUUGUCAA
Mya arenaria is the source of this 1058-nucleotide messenger RNA. RefSeq lists its product as uncharacterized. The transcript is spliced from 8 exons. Bases 86 to 1048 code for a protein of 320 amino acids. NCBI's taxonomy places the organism in Eukaryota, Metazoa, Mollusca, Bivalvia, Myida, Myidae. The record is from RefSeq and is a predicted model, not a curated record.